This is a messenger RNA of Penicillium oxalicum, 408 nucleotides long. Its product is annotated as putative glyoxalase family protein. NCBI's taxonomy places the organism in Eukaryota, Fungi, Ascomycota, Eurotiomycetes, Eurotiales, Aspergillaceae. The record is from RefSeq and is a predicted model, not a curated record. The coding region runs from base 1 to 408 and encodes 135 amino acids. The transcript has 3 exons.
AUGAUUAUCGGCAUCGCUCAUGUCAAUCUGACCGUGACUCCCGGAAGCCUGGAUCACGCACAGCAAUUCUAUGGUGAGACGCUGGGGCUCAAGUCCGCACCUGUGCCGGAACACCAAGUCGGCUCGCUUCUGUGGUUCGACGUGGGCUCUCGGGAACAGCAAAUUCAUAUCUCAUGCGGCUCUACAGACCCUGAAUCAAGACGGCAUCCCUGUUUUCGACUGUCUGGUCGAGAUGAGCUCGAAGCGAUGAAACAGGCGGUCUAUGAGCAUCAUGUCCGUGGUGGCCCAGCGGCACCGAUGGCUGCGGACAAGCCUGGUGAAGAAAAUUCGGGAUCCAAGGGGAAAGAGUACCCCCAAAGAUUCUUCGCAAGAGACUAUGCGGGAAAUUUGCUCGAGUUUACGCUCUAG